AUGCGAUACUAGUGGCGAUAAUGUGAACUAAAGAAAAUGGCCGCCGUGGGUGUACGGUGAUUACACACGGUUUUUGACAUUUAUUUGUAAACUCUGUUUUAAAUUUGUUUAAAAUCAUGGAAUUCGAUGCACAACACCGAAAAAGCAAUAAAAGUCGAGGAAAUUGUUGUGUAGAAGGAUGUUUUUCUAAAAUGCAUGAAAAUAAGAGCUUGAGUUUCCAUAAAGUACCUGCUCUCAGAAAGUGCAAAGUGUCAAGGAUUAAUAUUUUUGGAAAAGAAGAAUUAGUUGAUAAACGGACGAUGUGGUUAAAACUUCUAAAUGUUAAAGAUAAUAAAAAAUAUCUUCUUGUUUGUUCGAAGCAUUUCACCAAGGAGGAUUAUUUGUAUCCAGAAGUACACGCAGAAAACCGCGUAUUAAAAAAAAAUGCUGUACCGCAAAAAGUAAAAAAAUGUGAUUGCAAGAAAUUAUUAAAUGAUGACAAUAGGCAACAGAGAAUGAUGAGGAGAAGAUUAUUAAAAACGGAUUUAAAUAGUACGGAGGAAAGCGAAAGGACAGAAGUGCAAGAGCCCUUGGAAGAAUAUGUGCCACCUACGUGCAGUUUUGAAGAAGUGGAUCAACAUGACUCUGAUUGCGAAAUGCAUGAAAAACAAUUAAACAAUCUGGAAAUAUCGACAAGUAUUGAUGAAUUACAGGGAAAUAUCGAUUAUUCCAAUGUCGAAUUACAAAACAAUAAAGAAAAUAGAACUAAUGAUAUUGGAGUCCAAGUAUCAAGUGGGGACUUUACUUACACUCUAAAAUCUUUUAUUAAAACUGAAAAAGAUUUAAUGACAAUGUGUAAUAUAAAAAGUUUUAACAUCUUAAACAAGUUAGCAGAACUGAUUGAUAAUCAUUAUCCUACUAAAAAGAGAUUAUUAAACACUACAGAAAGCAUAGUAUUGACGACAGCAAAAUUAAAGCUAGAUAUAUCAUUUCAAGCACUUGGAGUAUUUUUUUAUCACAUUAGUGACGUGACGAUUAGAAAUAUAUUUUACGAAUAUGUUAAAAAAUUGUCAAGUAUUUUACAAUCUGUACUUGUUCGUGUACCUAAGGAAGAAAUUUUACAAAAUAUGCCAAAAUGUUUCGAAGACUUUUCUUCCACUACAUCAGUUCUCGAUUGCACGGAAAUAAAAAUACAGAAACCUAAAUGUCUAAAAUGCAGAAUAAAAUUUUACUCGCACUAUAAAGGCGAUUUGACUGUCAAAUUCAUGACUGAAGUUAGUCCAGCAGGGAUUAUUACAACUGUCAGUGAAUCCUUUGGGGGAAGAGCGUCGGAUAAAUGCAUUUUCAAUCAUACAGGAGUUCUUAACCAUUUGGAGAGCACGAGAGAUUCAGUAAUGGUUGAUAAAGGUUUUCUUAUCGAAGGUGAAUGUGAAAAAAGGAGAAUUAAUCUAAUAAGGCCACCAUUUUUGAGAAAUAAAAAGCAGUUACCUGAAAGAGAAGCAAAUAUAAACCGAAAAAUUGCCAGCGCCAGAGUACACAUCGAGAGAAUGAAUCAGCGCAUAAAACAAUUUAAUAUUUUAAAUAACAAACUACCAUGGCAUCUAAUAAAUUAUGUAGACGAUAUAUUUUGUAUUUGUUGUGGAUUAGCUAAUCUGGGAACACCCAUACUUGCUGAUGAUAAAUUUUAAUCUAUGUAUUUUUAUAUUACUUUUUUAAUUAAACAAAAUGUGACAAAAAAUAAAGAUAUUAAAUUAUGCGUAAUGAAUUUAUUAAAAUUCAAAUACAAAUGUACCUUUACAA
This is a messenger RNA of Leptopilina heterotoma, 1779 nucleotides long. RefSeq lists its product as uncharacterized. The transcript has 3 exons. The coding region runs from base 117 to 1667 and encodes 516 amino acids. The record is from RefSeq and is a predicted model, not a curated record. Lineage: Eukaryota; Metazoa; Arthropoda; Insecta; Hymenoptera; Figitidae.